AUGCCACCACACCUACACCCGCGCUCCCGCAUGACAUCCUCCCUCUUCGCCACAACCGUAGCCGUCAGCUUCCUCGUCGUAGCCGUCCCGCACAUCCUGCCGUGUCCCGCGCCGCGGAUCGCACACGCCGACUCCGCCUCAGCAACCUCCCAAACCUACAUCGAGACCGUAGUGCUGCCCGACGGGACGGUCAGGCAGAGGCGGCGGCGCAGCAGACGGUCGCCUGCGGAGGUCAAGGAUGGGAUUGCGCAGUUUGGGGCCGCGGCGAGCGGUAGUCGUAGUACUGGGGAGGGAGAUGGGGAGACGGAGGUGGUCCCGGAGAUUGGGAGCGAGGAGGGCCGGCCUAGAGAGAGGAGGGAGUGUCCCGUGCCGAAGCCCGGGGGCGUCAUUGGCGAGCUGAUGGGAUUCAGGAAGGAUAGGGACGCGUCGAGCACGGUGGAUAGGAGGCGGACGGAUGGUGGUGGUGUAGGGAAGAGGACAAACGGCGACACAUAA
Messenger RNA from Anthostomella pinea, 495 nucleotides. The record is from the annotation of a GenBank genome assembly. Lineage: Eukaryota; Fungi; Ascomycota; Sordariomycetes; Xylariales; Xylariaceae.